AAGCACUCGCCGAGGCUCCGCCCCGUCCUCCAAUACCGCCGCCGGCGGAGGAAGUGCUUCCUUUCUGCGCUCGCGCUCGUGGUGGUGGUGGCAGCAGGCUUGCCGUCGACAUGCAGAACGACGCCGGAGAGUUCGUGGACCUGUACGUGCCGCGGAAAUGCUCCGCCAGCAACCGCAUCAUCGGCGCCAAGGACCACGCGUCCAUCCAGAUGAACGUGGCCGAGGUUGACAAGGUGACGGGUAGGUUUAACGGCCAGUUUAAAACCUAUGCGAUCUGCGGGGCUAUCCGGAGGAUGGGUGAGUCUGAUGACUCCAUUCUACGACUGGCCAAGGCCGAUGGCAUCGUUUCAAAGAACUUCUGACCAGAGAGGAUUACAGAUGUGAGAUGUUUGUCAUAAAUAAAUAACAAAAAUAGCAAAA
Messenger RNA from Felis catus (domestic cat), 420 nucleotides. It is a transcript of the gene RPS21, whose product is annotated as ribosomal protein S21. Gene Ontology annotation, biological process: endonucleolytic cleavage in ITS1 to separate SSU-rRNA from 5.8S rRNA and LSU-rRNA from tricistronic rRNA transcript (SSU-rRNA, 5.8S rRNA, LSU-rRNA); endonucleolytic cleavage to generate mature 3'-end of SSU-rRNA from (SSU-rRNA, 5.8S rRNA, LSU-rRNA); translation. The record is from RefSeq and is a predicted model, not a curated record. Lineage: Eukaryota; Metazoa; Chordata; Mammalia; Carnivora; Felidae. The transcript is spliced from 6 exons. Bases 111 to 362 code for a protein of 83 amino acids. Gene Ontology annotation, molecular function: structural constituent of ribosome. Gene Ontology annotation, cellular component: cytosolic small ribosomal subunit; ribosome.